GCUAGCUAGCUGGUAGGACACACAACCAAAAACUAUUCUUUUGGUAUUUGUUCCCUCAAUUCAGCUUUGCUUUCUCUCUCUCUCUCUCUAGCUAGGAGUUCCUCUCUCCCUCUCACUCUAGAGAGAGAGGGAGGAAGGAAGAGAGAUCUGAGGCCAGGAUCGAUCGAUUGAGGGAGGAGGGAGGGAGUUAGGCAUGGACGACUUCAUGCAGUGGGCGAUGAACACGCUGGACCAGCAGCAGUACCACGCCGCCGCCGCCGCCGCGGCUCCUCCCGUAUACGGUGGUGCUGGCUCCAGCUCCGGUGGCAGCAGUGCUGGUGCCGCCUUCCCGUCGCUGCAGGCGCUCCGCGAGUCCACGGCGGCCGGCGGCGGCGUCAGGGACCUGAGGGUGCAGGUGGACCACCACCAGCCCAGCAGCUGGAGCACCAGCUCCGGCGACAGCCCCGGCGCCGCCAUGGACCACGACGCGGCCGCCGCCGGACCCGGGUGGUCCCCGCACACAGCCCGCGCCAGGACCAAGACCACCAACAGCAGCAGGCCCAUGAGCUGGAACUUCAGCGCCGCCGCCGCGUCCUCGCAGGCCGCGCAGCUGCCGGCUGACAUCGACAUCUCCCCGCGGCCGGCCCCUGCCCCCAGAGGCCAUAGUACGCCCGCCGCUGGGAGGAGAUCGGGGGGCAGCGCGCAGGGCUCAACGGCCGGGCCGUCAGCCUCUCCGGGGCCCGUGCAGGACCACAUCAUCGCCGAGCGCCGCCGCCGGGAGAAGAUCAACCAGCGCUUCAUCGAGCUCUCCACCGUCAUCCCCAACCUCAAGAAGAUGGACAAGGCGACGAUUCUCGGGGACGCGGUCAAGUACGUGAGGGAGCUGCAGGACAAGGUGAAGACCAUGGAAGACGACGACAGCGCCGCCGCCACCACAACCACCACCAUCCGCUCCGCCGUGCUCGUCAGCAAGAAGAUCAAGGCCGCCGCCGACGACGAGGAGGACGAGGACGCCGGCGAGUCGAGCCACGGCGGGCUGCCGGAGAUCGAGGUGCGGGUGUCGGACGAGAAGACCGUGCUGGUGCGCAUCCACUGCAAGAACGCGAGGGGGCUGCUGGUGAGGGUGCUGGCGGAGGUGGAGGACCUCCGGCUCGCCAUCACCCACACCAGCGUCAUGCCCUUCCCGGCCGACACCGCCAUCAUCACCAUCACCGCAAAGGUGGAAGAGGGAUUCAACUCAACAGUGGAGGAGAUCGUGAGGCGGCUCAACUUGUCACUGCGCCAACAUUACGGCGCCAAUAAUUCGGACGAUCGAAAUAGUGUCACCAAGAGAAGCUAGCUGCUCAUGCAAGUCGAUCAGCCCUUUCCUUGGAUGACUUUAUAUUCUGAAAACUGAGAGAGAAAUUCAUGGUGAGGAAUUGCUCGUUACGAUUGUGUGCAUGCAUGCAUCCAUGAUCAGCUUAUAGAUAUAUGUUGCACGCAUGCGUGCAUGCAUGGAGACGAGGAUUUCUCAGCCACAGGUUUGCAAGUUUUGGUUGCUAGCUAGCUACUUGCUGUUGCUCAAUCCCGAUCACACUGAUGAAAUAAUGAGGGCGGUAACCAGGAUACAUAUAAUAAGAUUUUUCUGCAUGUAA
Molecule: messenger RNA, 1613 nt
Organism: Triticum urartu
Lineage: Eukaryota; Viridiplantae; Streptophyta; Magnoliopsida; Poales; Poaceae
Product: transcription factor bHLH27
Molecular function (GO): protein dimerization activity
Source: RefSeq, a predicted model, not a curated record